Messenger RNA from Lonchura striata (white-rumped munia), 1590 nucleotides. The record is from RefSeq and is a predicted model, not a curated record. Lineage: Eukaryota; Metazoa; Chordata; Aves; Passeriformes; Estrildidae.
CCCGGCGCGAGGCCGUCACGUGACCCGGCGGCGGCCGGCGCGGCGGACGCUGCAGGCCCAAGAUGGCGGCGGAGCUGGUGGAGGCGAAGAACAUGGUGAUGAGUUUCCGAGUCUCAGAUCUUCAGAUGUUGCUGGGUUUUGUUGGCAGGAGUAAAAGCGGACUAAAACACGAGCUAGUGACCCGAGCUUUGCAGCUGGUCCAGUUCGACUGCAGCCCCGAGGUGUUCAAGAAGAUCAAGGAGCUCUACGAGACUCGCUACAACAAGAAGGGCUCGGAGGUGGCGCCGCCGCCGGCGCCGCACCGCGCCGAGGCGCUGGCCCUGCACUCGUCCUACGAGCGCGGCGGCGCCGUGCCCCGGCCCCUGCCCGCCGCCAGCAUCGACUACCCUGCCCUCUAUGGCAAAUACCUGAACGGACUGGGCAGGUUGCCCCCCAAAGUGGCCAAGCCCGAGGUUCGCUUGGUCAAGUUGCCCUUUUACACCACGCUGGACGAGCUGCUGAAGCCCACAGAGUUAGUUCCACAGAAUAAUGAGAAGCUUCAGGAAAGUCCGUGCAUUUUUGCAUUAACACCGAGACAAGUGGAGCUGAUCAGAAAUUCCAGGGAGUUGCAACCUGGUGUGAAAUCGGUUCAGGUGGUGCUCAGAAUCUGCUACACAGACACCAGUUCCCCUCAGGAGGAUCAGUACCCUCCCAACAUCGCCGUCAAGGUGAACCACAGCUACUGCUCCGUGCCGGGCUACUACCCCUCCAACAAACCCGGGGUGGAACCCAAGAGGCCCUGCAGGCCCAUCAACCUCACCCACCUCAUGUACCUGUCAAGCUACUCGGUGGGGCUGUACCUGGUGCGGCAGAUGACCUCGGCAGAGCUGCUGCAGAGGUUGAAAACCAUCGGCAUCAAGCACCCGGAGCUCUGCAAAGCGCUGGUGAAAGAGAAGCUACGCCUGGACCCAGACAGUGAAAUCGCCACCACCGGGGUCCGAGUGUCCCUCAUCUGUCCGCUGGUGAAGAUGCGCCUGUCGGUGCCGUGCCGGGCCGAGACCUGUGCACACCUGCAGUGCUUUGAUGCCGUCUUCUACCUACAGAUGAAUGAGAAAAAGCCCACAUGGAUGUGCCCUGUGUGUGACAAACCUGCCCCCUACGACCAGCUCAUCAUUGAUGGGCUCCUGUCCAAGAUCCUGACAGAAUGUGAAGAUGCAGAUGAGAUCGAGUACCUGGUGGAUGGCUCCUGGUGCCCCAUCCGAGCCGAGAAGGAGCGGAGCUGCAGCCCUCAGUGUCCAAUCCUGGUUCUAGGUUCCUCGGAGGUGAACGGGCUCCUGGCCACUCCCAACGGCACCGGCGAGAACGGCAAAGCCCCGGCAGAUGUUGUGGAUUUAACACUGGACAGCUCCUCCUCGGAGGAGGACGAGGAGGAGGACGAGGAGGAGGAUGAUGACGAUGAGGGACCCCAGCCCAAACGACGCUGCUCUUACGAGAAAGGUUUAGUCUCUGCCUGCUGACUGCAGCCACGGCUCGGAAUUCCCAACGGACAGACUUGAAUACUCUGGUGCUUAUUAAACUGGAGGAGGGGGAGAACGUCCUCUCCCGCCUCAU